AUGCUGCUGGCCCCCAGCCCACAGGGAGCAAGCCAUCGGAUGAAACGGCAGAUUGAUGUCUGGGGGAGCUGGGGUGAAUGGGGCAAGUGCAGUCGGAGCUGUGGCGGUGGAGUCAGCUUUCGGCAACGACGCUGCUAUUCCCAAAGGACAGAAGGUGCUUCCAGUUGUGUUGGACCAACUCGAAGCUAUCGGUCUUGCAACGUUCAGAGCUGCCCAGAAGGCUCCCGGGAUUUCCGGGCAGAGCAAUGUGCAGAGUUUGAUGGGACAGAAUUCCAAGGAAAGAAAUACAAGUGGCUUCCGUAUUAUGGAGCACCUAAUAAGUGUGAGUUAAACUGUAUUCCCAAGGGAGAAAAUUUCUACUACAGGCACAAGGAAGCAGUGGUAGAUGGGACUACCUGUGAACCUGGCAAGCGGGACAUCUGUGUAGAGGGAGCUUGUAAGGCCGUUGGCUGUGAUAACAUGCUGGAAUCUUCCAAGACGGAGGACAAGUGCCUGCAGUGUGGAGGAGAUGGCAGCACCUGCUAUGGUGUGAAGGGCACUUUUGAUGUACCCAGCCUCCCCAAAGGGUACAAUCAAAUCUUCAUCAUCCCUGUGGGAGCCACAAGCAUCCAAAUUAAGGAGGUUAUGCCCAGCAGGAACUUUUUGGCUGUCAAGAACGUGCGAGGGGAGUACUAUCUGAACGGGCACUGGACAAUUGACUUCAGCCGAGCACUGCAUGUAGCUAGCACGGUUAUGCACUAUGACCGUGGCUCGGAGGGUGAUCUGGCCCCAGAGCUCCUCCACGCCCGGGGUCCUACCACAGAACCCCUCGUCAUUGAGCUCAUCAGCCAGGAGCCAAACCCAGGGGUACAGUACGAGUACUACCUGCCCGUGCAAGGACAGGCCUCAGGUUACAGCUGGAGCUACGGUUCCUGGAGCGAGUGCAGCUCCGAGUGUGGAGGAGGUUUCCAGUCCCGCUUGGUGUUUUGUACCAUAGACAAUGAAAUUUAUCCGGACUAUAUGUGCAGGAAUAAACCACAACCAGACAAUAACAGGACGUGUGGCCGUCAGACUUGUCCCCAGACAAAACGGUGGAAAACAGGGGAGUGGGGACCCUGCUCAGCUACCUGUGGUGGGGGCACCCAGACUCGGUCUGUUUACUGCGUGGCAUUCGACGGCCAGAGCUCCCAAGGGGUGGUGGAUAACGCUGAGUGCAUGGCCUUCGCACAGCAGCCUCGCCGCAGUCAGCCCUGCAACAUGAGACAGUGUGCGACCUGGAGCACAGGGCCCUGGUCGGAGUGCUCAGCCAGCUGUGGGGAAGGGGUCCAAACCCGAACCGUCACCUGCAGAACGCAGCGGGGCUCUCAGGCUCAGGACUUCGCUUGCCUAAUGGAGCCAAAGCCAUCGGCCACCCAGCCCUGCCUUAAGGAGAACUGCAUCCAGGAAAUUGGCUGGCACGUGGGCGACUGGGGCCUGUGUUCGAAGAGCUGCAAUUCAGGCAUCCGAACGCGCCAAGUCAUCUGUGCUGACGGUGACUCCAAAUUCUACAGUCCUGAGACGUGCAAAGCCAUCCAGCCACAGAAACCAGCCACCCUGGGUAGCUGCAACAUGCAGCCCUGCUACCUGCCGCAGCAGGUCCCCAGCAUGCAGGACACUAUGGGAUAUGAUGUCACUCGCCAGUCCUUGCUGACACGUUAUAACCCAAACAGCCCUGCCACAGAUUCUGGUGAUGAAAGGAUGCUCCCUGGGAGCUCCAUGAUCCAUAGUACCUCCGGGAAUCACCAUAUCCCAUCCACCAAGGACCACGGCAUCAACUUGUUGCCUGUUCGCUGGGAAUCCCAAUCACGCUCAUCGGGUUCCCAUCAGCUCAGCUUCUCUCAGGACCCCACUGCAGGGACUGGCUCUCAGGACUGUCAUCGGAGCCCACACGGCUGCUGUCCAGAUGGGCACACUCCAGCUUCAGGCCCUUUGGGAAGAGGUUGCCCCUUCAGCACUUGUCACCGAAACAGGUAUGGAUGCUGUCCUGAUGGAGUGUCGGCUGCCCAGGGUCCAAACAACCUGGGAUGCCCACAAUAUUACCGUGAUGUUCAAGUGAGCAGAAAUCAGCCCACUGCAACUGCUCCAACACACCCCUCGGGCGAGUGCCGCAGUUCCGUGUAUGGCUGCUGUUUUGACAAUGUCGCUUCAGCUUCAGGUCCUCAAGGGGAAGGAUGUCUCAACAGGCCCAACUACCCGUAUCCUGUCAUAUGCCUGCUGCCCAGUGCUCACGGCCCCUGCACGAACUGGACCACUCGCUGGUACUUUGUGACCGUCGUUGGCAAGUGCAACCGGUUUUGGUACGGUGGCUGUCACGGCAAUAAAAACAGCUUUGCCUCAGAGGAGGAGUGCAUGAGAGCAUGCCACAACUCUGUGGGGGUCAGUCCUCUGGAGCACCAGCCCUCUUCUGGCACAGGAGCUCUGCAACGCCAGCACACUGGCUCCGGCUCUCAUACAGGGGAUGCUCAGGGUCAGCAGCGGCCACCCCUGAGAGAGUCUGCAAGUCACAGCCAAGAAGGAAGAGCCUAUGGGGCUUCACACCCCACGCAAGAUGGCCACAGACAGGACAGCUGGAGAAGCAAGGUGCUGCCAGAGUCUUUGCCAAGGACUGGUGUGCUGGAGAGCCAGCGCUGGGUCACCCAGAAAAACAGAUUAGAGAGCCUGAGCCAGCUGCACUUGUGGGAAACAGCAGUGCCUGGGCCCUCAGAGAGGCAGAGUAGCAGUGGCCAGCAGGUGCUGCCCCGUGAAGGCAAGCAGUGGCAUAAGGCUUUUGGAGCAGAUGUUUCCAUGACAGAGCGAUUUGGGCACCAGGUGUCUGCAGACUCGUUCCCAGCACGGUCUCUGCACAGAGCCAUCCUGGAAGAAGCCAAGCCCUCUCUUGUGACAGCGGUCAUGGGACAAAACAUCCAGCUGGUCUGCAAGACAGGCCUGUCCCCCUUCUCCAGAGUGGAGUGGAUGAAGGACGGCCGACCAGUCUCGUCUGACAGGCACACCUACCAGUCCGACAGCUCCUUAGUGAUCAGCCACGUCAAGCUGGAGGACGCCGGGACUUACACAUGCCUCAUUUCUAACGGGAGGACAAAGAGCCGACAGAUUCAGUUACAGAUCAGAGAGUACCAGAGCGCUGUUCUGGCAGAGGGUGAGAGAGGUCGGGUCCUUCACAAGGAAAAUCAGCAGCAUCGAGAGCUCUCCAGAGGCAGGAAGGUUGUACAGGCAGCUGGUUCCUCUGUGCAUCAGCAAUCCACAUACAGAUUGAGAAUGGAUAAGAGCGAGCCCUCAGUAGUGGAGGCCAGCGUCGGGGAGAGAGUCAGGCUGCCCUGCACAGUGGAAGCAUCGCCGGCUCUCACCAUUGAGUGGCAGAAAGACGGGCAGCCCCUCUCCUCUCCCAGACACAGGCAGCAGUCAGAUGGGGCCCUGGUGAUCAGCCGGGUCAGCUCUGAAGACGUUGGCUUCUUUACCUGCAUUGCCUCAAAUGGACGUGACCAGGACCAGCGCCAGGUCCUGUUCCGACCUCUAGGAGAGCUGAGGAUCACCGGUCUUCUGCCAAGCAUCAUGGUACCUGAGGGAGGAACUGCUCAUCUUCAUUGUACAGUGACUGGUAACAAUGUGAAUAUAAGGUGGUCAAGGAAUGGAGUCCCCAUGCGGGCAGAUGGCCACCACAUCCACCUGUCCCAGGAUGGCAGCCUGAUCAUAAGCAGUGUUCAGGAGGCUGACGAGGGAUCCUACACGUGCAGUGCCUACAGCAGUAGCAACUCCGUCAGUGCCAGCACGGAGGUGAAAGUGCUGAGGAGCAGGCCUAGCCCUACUGUGAAUCACGUUGUGGACCCGAGCAGAGAGUGCGUGGACCAGCCGCACCUGGCCAACUGCGACCUGAUCCUGCAGGCCCAGCUCUGCAGUAACGAAUACUACUCCAGCUUCUGCUGCGCCAGCUGCUCUCGCUACCAACCGCAGGCCAGCCCUCCCCGUCACCGCGGCUGA
Molecule: messenger RNA, 3993 nt
Organism: Balearica regulorum gibbericeps (East African grey crowned-crane)
Lineage: Eukaryota; Metazoa; Chordata; Aves; Gruiformes; Gruidae
Source: RefSeq, a predicted model, not a curated record